Messenger RNA from Serpula lacrymans var. lacrymans S7.9, 625 nucleotides. RefSeq lists its product as uncharacterized. The record is from RefSeq and is a predicted model, not a curated record. Bases 177 to 404 code for a protein of 75 amino acids. NCBI's taxonomy places the organism in Eukaryota, Fungi, Basidiomycota, Agaricomycetes, Boletales, Serpulaceae. The transcript has a single exon.
GUAAGUAUACCACGUCAGCUGUACCCUUGAUCUGAUGGUGGUUGUGGGUCAUGGCUGAGCAUGUGGCCUCCAGCGCUUGAAUAGUAUCUUGGACCCAAGGCGUAUGGAGUUGCCAAGGUCAGCAAACAGCUUACAAUGCUCUGCAAAUUGAAACUGAUAUUUAUACCGCAACGGGUAUGAGGAAAUACUGCUUACGCCUCGUCUUAUCCAUACAUUACUGUGACAAGUGUGGCUCCACAUGUAUGUAUGAGCACUUUUUAUUUAGUCGAGUAUAUAAUCCCAAAGAUUCUCCGCUAAGAGAAGUAGUCCAAGUCUGCACAUUUUUAGAAGUUACUCGUGGCCCACCUUUGUUGCCAUUCUACGAGCGCCUAUCGAAGACCUGUGGAAGCGGUGAGAAAGUAUAAGUGACUCACCAUGGUCUGCCCAGUCCGAUGAUUGUGGAGCCAUCGAAGCAGUGUGGUACGUCGAGCCAGGUUGGUCCAGAAUAUUUGCAUGGAGGUUCCAGCACCGAUUCACGUUAGCAUCAAGCUUAACGUUCUUGCACCGCCGGCUGUAGCGGGGAAGCCUGCCCUGAAGCGAAAGUGAUUACAAAAAAGAAUUCUGACCUGUAUGUUCUGCAUCCCCU